CUCCAGACAGGCAUGAUGGAGAAGCUGACAGAGUCCAUCGCACCAGCUUUCCUGAGUAGGAACAUCUCUAGCUUCACCACCUUCAUGGUCAACUACUCGGCCUUAGACACAUCCCACCAGGUCCUGGACCAGCUGUUUACUAGUACCAUCUCCAGAGCUCCCUCCAGCUCCAGCACCAGAGCAAGGGCCAGCUCCCUGGCUAGAUCCAGCUCCAGCUCUAGUUCCACCACCUGUGCUAGAGCUGGAGUUAGUGUCACCUCCAUCAGUCCCUCCAGGGCCAGAGCCACCACCAACAUCAGCUCCAGCCCCAGUGCCAGCUCCUGAGCUGGAGCCAGCUGGACCAUUGGCUCCAGGGAGAAUCCUCCCUCCACCUGGAGAGAUAACAGCAGAGCCAGAUCCAGUCCCAGAGCCCACC
This is a messenger RNA of Diceros bicornis minor, 415 nucleotides long. RefSeq lists its product as uncharacterized. The transcript is spliced from 2 exons. The record is from RefSeq and is a predicted model, not a curated record. NCBI's taxonomy places the organism in Eukaryota, Metazoa, Chordata, Mammalia, Perissodactyla, Rhinocerotidae. Bases 13 to 324 code for a protein of 103 amino acids.